AUGAGAAGUGAAAUACUGGUCGUGUUGGACAUGGUUCUGUUAGCGUCAGCUUUGAAAACGGAAUCCCCUCAGUGUCACGUGGAGACCAAUGGCUGUAGUACACCCAAAGGCGUUCCCAGACCAUUUGUGGAGACAUUCACCCCUGCUUGCAACAGACAUGAUGUCUGUUACCGUUGUGUAAGUGUGAUAUCCAGCCUCUUCCCCAGGACGGUUUUCCCUGGAGGUGAGGCGGGAAAAAGGCCCUGGCAUCGGCCGGCCAAUCCGUCAUUUUGAUUGGCUGAUUGAUUUAGGUAAUUCAAAGCCAGGGAAAAGAGCCCUGGGGACGAGGUUGUGUGAUAUUUUACUUUGGUACAUUACGCAGGGGAUCAUACAUGAUAUAGAGAUUUCAACGGGGGGAAAAUUACAUCAAUCUUUUUCUACACGGAUAUUGUGACCUGUUUUUAAAAUAAAAAGGAGCUAUGUCGCAAAAUUUAUGAAAAUUCAACCAGUAGGAAUUAUUGGUGGGGGUGUGCCGCCCGGUUCUCCAAAUCCUGACCCUAUUUUAGAUUUUAAAAAAUGUCAUUUUUCACACCCCCUUUUUCAGACCUGGCCUCUAAAAUCCAUACCAGGAGCCCAUCCUGUCCAUACCCAUUCUCAGACCCAGCCUUCAAGAUUAUAGGAAAUUACAUCAUCAUUACUUACAUUAGAACAGCAACAAAAAGGAUUUCGUCAAAUCGAUUUCGAAUAAUUCGCAUAUUCUCUUUCUUUCUUAAAUUCAUUUGGAAUUGAAACGAUAAAUACGUUCAUACGCUCCCGUAUAUCUGGAAUCGGGUUUGGUUUUUGAGGUCGGAGUCAGCCGUGAGACUCUGCCGGUUAUUUCCGACGAAAUCGAAGAUCUUAGAGAUCGUGUAGAUUGAGGGCGGGAAGAAGGAUUCGCCAAAAAUGGGAACAAUGCGUAUUGGGAAAGAAAAUGAUAUUUGGGACAGCGAUGAAAGAAGUUUGGGAUGCGGCAUUCUUGUGAAAAAAGGAUAGGUAAUAAGAGAUUAGGACACCCUUUCCAGAUCGAACCUGUUAAACCAUUAUCUUCUCUUAAAUGCGCUUAUCAACUUCUCAUUAAAACCUUUUUCAGGGGUAUCAUUACAGAUGGAGUCGAAAACAGUGUGACAAGGCCUUCAAAUCCGACAUGAAAAAAGCCUGCAGAAAUCAGAGCGGCUGGUUGAAGAGACAUAAAUGCCGGUUCACGGCAGGUCUGUUCUACAUGGCAGUUCGAACGUUCGGGAAAUCGCAUUAUCGGAUUCCCUCAAGUUCUUGGUGCCAAAAACGGUGCACUGAAAGCUAUGGAAGUCCCAACUAA
Messenger RNA from Porites evermanni, 1333 nucleotides. Lineage: Eukaryota; Metazoa; Cnidaria; Anthozoa; Scleractinia; Poritidae. The record is from the annotation of a GenBank genome assembly.